GUGACAGAAAAUGAUAGAGCACUGUCUGGACCUUCACCUGAGGAUCAUCAUCAUGAUGAUGGAGUGGUGGAGGAUGCUUGGUCUGGAAGCAGAAGGAAAACAACUCUGUUUACUCUGAGCAAUCCUGAGGAUGAUCAUGCUGAACUGGAAGAGUCUUCAGAAAGCACACCUGGAGAUGGUUUGGAGAAAAUGGAGGUCAGCAAAGAAAAUAGUAACAUCUCUGCCAGGUCAGACCAAACUACUUUGGAGUAUCACGACGCAAAAUCCCUCAGCGAUUUUGAAGAUGAUGUCAUCUUUAUAGCUGCUAAACCAGCCCAUUCUGCCACUGACGCAACUGCCAGUUUUCAAGAAUCAGAGAAGGAAAGAGGCAGUGAAAUGGUUGAAGACAAACCUUUCCAGACGGAACAACCCGAUUCAUCAGAACUAAGAAAAAAACCUGGGUUUGUGGAAGAAUCAAAGGCUGAAUGUCUUGCCCUUCCUGAGGCUGGUAAAUUGGUGUUCAAAGGCACUGAGGCUGCUCCUUUUGGGACUGCAAGUGAAGGUGAAACAAGCCACCAGGAGUCCAAACUGUCCUCUUCAUCAGAAGAAAAAGUCAUUCCAGUUGCACCAAAUCCACAGCUCUCUGCGUUCCCGGCAAGAGACAGUGAAUGUAGGUACAGUGUGUUGGGGCUGUCAU
Molecule: messenger RNA, 676 nt
Organism: Calidris pugnax (ruff)
Lineage: Eukaryota; Metazoa; Chordata; Aves; Charadriiformes; Scolopacidae
Product: protein ELYS-like
Exons: 3
Source: RefSeq, a predicted model, not a curated record